AUGCAGCUUACAUCGGAAUAUCCCCGCACAAGCAAGAGAGAGAGAGACAGCGCGAGAGGGAGACAGCACCGAUGAGCCUUCAACGCACUUUCUCUCCUGCGCGAGAGGCGGAGCGCUGCCUCGAGACAGCGGCGAGCACCGGGAGCAGUCGCGCGCACCAGCUGCGAAAGAGAGCCAUGUCAGUGCUCCUGCCUCGUUCCUUGGGCGAGCUUCAACUGUACCGGAUCCUGCAGAAGGCAAACUUGCUCUGCUACUACGAAGCCUUCAUCCAGCAAGGCGGUGACGAUGUGCAGCAGCUCUGCGAGGCUGGCGAGGAAGAGUUCCUCGAGAUCAUGGCCCUUGUCGGAAUGGCGACUAAACCCCUCCACGUUCGGAGGCUCCAGAAGGCUCUACGGGAUUGGGUCACCAACCCUUCCCUCUUCAACCAACCGCUGACAUCUCUUCCCGUUUGCAGUAUACCAGUGUACAAGCUACCUGAAAGUUCCCCAGGCAUCCACAGCAACGGGCAACAGAACCAGCUCGCGGUUCCCAGGGCGUUAUUACCCACAAGCCCCAGUCCUGGAAGGCUGGAUCUCAGCAGGGACGGGACGCCAGGCUGCUCCCCACUGCAAGGGGCUAGCGAGAGUCGCUUCUGGGGAAGCGAAAGUGAACACAGCCUGUCUCCUUCUGGAGCCUGUUCCCCGUGUUCUCCACAUGACGCUCUCGAAACUCUCGAUUCUGUCGCCAUCCAGUGCGUGAUGGAGUGCGUAGAGCGACUAGCCCAAACAUUGCCCAAGAGCAACCCCACAGAAGUCAAAGAACACGUCCGCGCCAAUAAGAAGUUCAGUAAGAUGAUCGGCCACAUCUGCGAGAUGAACGAAGACGAUCCGCAGAAGGAGGCGGAGAUUCGGAAAUACAGCGCCAUCUAUGGACGGUUCGAUUCCAAGAGGCGGGACGGCCGGCAACUUACGAUGCACGAGCUAACGGUGAAUGAAGCGUCCGCUCAGCUGUGCAUGAAAGAUCUAUCGCUGCUCACCCGAAGAGACGAGCUUUUCACGCUGGCCAGGCAGAUUUCACGUGAAGUUACCUACAAAUACACCCGCAGGAGCAACAGGUCCCACUGCGGUGAUGAUGAUGAACCAUCUCCCAAGAGAAUCAAAUCUGAGGAUGGUGUCUACGAUCUACAGGAGGCCCUUCAGGUUCUUCAUACGCGCCAGGAGACGGUGAGGGAGCAGCUCACAAUUGCCAAAUCUAAAGGAGACGAGACAAUCAGACAUAGUCUACAGGUACAGCUGGACUCUCUGCUGGCUAAGCAGGUGGAGCUCUUGCGUGAUGCUGCCGUUCAGGAGAGAUUGAAAUCGCUGGACUGGCGGAUUCCAACUGCGGCACUGAAAUACCUCACUCCCACCGCUCAGCACUGCAACAGCGGUCUCUCACAUCUCUCUGGCGAGAGACCCCUAAACUUGCGUCUAAGUGAUGUUCCACUGGGCAGGCAAUUGGCCAAUGAGCUGAAGCGACAUCACAAACAGAACGCAGAGGAACGACAUCAUAAUCAGCAGAACUCUGAAGAGAGAAUGACGGCAGCCACAGAAAACGGGUCUCAAAAAGAGCCGAGGCUUCUGGACAAGAAGACCAUCAAAUCAGAACCAGAGGACUCCAGAUAACAUCUUCAGCCUCUGAAUAAAACCUGCGUUUUGUUUGCUCAGUGGAUUUAGUACUGAAACUGUGUGGCCUUAAGAACUGUAAAUGCCUAGAGAUCAUUUUAUUUAGAUUUUUAGUUUUUAAGAAUUAUUUUUAUUUCUAAUUUUAGAACAAAAAACAUGCAGUCGGUGUAUACAGGGAAAUUGUCUAAGAGUGUAUUUGUGACUGUGCAUCUUUUUGUACAUAAUCUGUGUUUGUUUAUUUGAUUGCAUGUCUUAUUCGUAAAGUAUUUUUAUUUAAUCUAUUCGUUAUUCAACGGAAGCACUCUCCAACUGAAGUUUCGUAGAAAACGGUUGUGUAGUCCUUAGAUUAGUUGAUAAUUUUAAGGUUAAAUGAUGACAUUCAUCUGUUCGUAUCGGUUUGUCAGUGAGGAUGAACUUAACGUGUACUUUGUAAAAGAAUACUGAAUAUGUAGAAUUAGAUUUGUGUGUUUUUGUGAUUGCGUCACUUUAGAUGUUAGUACUACAAAAAAGUGUGUUCUUUAUUUGCUACCAGCAACUCUAGCCUUACGGCCCAUUCAAACCAAGAACGAUAACUAUAAAGAUAACGAUAUAUCGAUAAUUUUUAUCCACACCAGUGGGUGAUAUCUUUCUAAUAAGUGCAUGCUGCAGUUUUGUCAUCUGCCACUUUAAAUUCUAGAGUUCUUUAAAGCCUGGUGGACUCUGAUCGGCUGUCAUUGUUUUUAUUGUUUAUCUGCUGAAGAAAAAAAUCAUUCUAAAAAGUGAUUCCAACGACAUUGUUGUGGUGUGGACUCUGCUAUUCUUUUAUAUUUAGAACUAUAUCUUUAUUGUUAUGGUUAUAGUUAUCGCCCUUGGUGUGAACAGGCUUUGAUUCUCAGCAUACAACAUUGUAUAUCUCACUGUCGUUAAACGUUAACUGUUACAUUGUGACUGUGAUUUUUUCUUAAAAAAGUUUUUUUUUCUUCACACUUGGGUGAUUUGUUAGUUAGCUGUGCUAGUCUGUUGCGUACUGGUCUUUUUCUGUGUACAUUUGUCGUGUUUCACUCUUUUGUGUCUUGUCUUUGUGAAAUUGUUUUACAAAUAAAAACCAAACUGGAACAACGUA
Ctenopharyngodon idella (grass carp) is the source of this 2745-nucleotide messenger RNA. RefSeq names its product NGFI-A binding protein 1a (EGR1 binding protein 1) (gene nab1a). The record is from RefSeq and is a predicted model, not a curated record. The transcript is spliced from 8 exons. Lineage: Eukaryota; Metazoa; Chordata; Actinopteri; Cypriniformes; Xenocyprididae. Gene Ontology annotation, molecular function: transcription coregulator activity; transcription factor binding. Gene Ontology annotation, biological process: negative regulation of DNA-templated transcription. Bases 72 to 1643 code for a protein of 523 amino acids. Gene Ontology annotation, cellular component: nucleus.